UUAACCAAACAAUUGAAUAUAAACAAAUAGUGUUCUGAAAACGUGAUGAUCCGUAAAUUUUCAACUGCUUUAAGACCGUCACAAAUUCCUAGACCUUCUAUAGAAAAGCCUCUUAUAACUUGUAAAAAUGCCAGAUUUAAUUUAUAUUUGAGUCAUGUUCGGGAUACAAAAGUCAAAUUUAAAAGUAUACCUUUAGCUUCAGAUGGUUGGUAUCACCGUAAAUCUAAAGGGGAUUUUUUCUUGAUUCAUCCAACAGUAGAAGGAAUAUUGGAGAAUGCUUAUCAAGUAUCCAGCAUUUCUAACGAAAUAAAUAGUGAGAUACUAAAAAAUUUGGAAAAUGAAUUUGAAAUAGAAAAUUUAACCGACAUCCAAGUUAAAAGUAUUCCACAAAUUAUCAGCGGAAAUCAUGUUUUGAUAGCUGCCGAAACCGGUUGUGGUAAAACGUUAGCGUAUUUGAUACCAAUUAUACAAAAUAUACUUAAUACAAAAGAAAAAUUAAAAUCAAGAAAAUUAAACUCGCCUUUGGCAAUGAUUCUAACUCCAGGCCGGGAGCUAGCUACUCAAAUAUCAGAAGUGGUUUCGAAGCUUACAAAAAAUACAGAUUUAAAAGUAAAGGCUGUUUUAGGAGGAAACACAAAACAACAAAUGAAAAAUCCUGAAUUUGAAGACAUUGAUAUAUUUGUUGGCACAAUGGGGGCUACUACUAAAUUAGUUACAACAGGUAUAUAUAGAAUAAAUGAAGUGAGACACGUAGUAUUGGACGAAGCCGAUACUCUUUUAGAUAAUAGUUUUAAAGAAAAAUUAAAUAUUUUCUUAAAAAAAUUUCCGUUUUAUAAAAUCAGUUCAGAAUUGAAAAAUUCAAAUGAAAUUGCAACACAAUUGAUUUUGGUUUCUGCUACUAUGCCAACAAAUUUAAGAGAUCUUCUACUCAACAUAAUUGAUACUGAAACUAUAUAUGAAGUUGUAAGUCCAAACUUACACAAAUUACUUCCUCAUGUUCAGCAAAAAUUUUUACGAAUGAACAAAUCAGACCGUCCAGCUGCUUUAGUUUCUUUAGUAAAAUCAGAAUUGAAUAAAAAUCGCCCAAUAAUAGUUUUCGCUAAUAAAACUCCAACAUCUGAUUUUGUGUCGAUAUUUUUAAACGAAUCUGGUGUUAACUGUAUAAACUUAAAUGGUGACAUGUUAAUGAAAGUUCGUAUUGGACGAUUUGAACAAUUUCAAAAAGGAAAUGUUGAUGUUUUAGCUACAACUGAUGUUGCAAGUAGAGGUUUAGACACAAAAAGAGCUAGACAUGUAAUUAAUUUUGAUUUUCCAAUACAUAUGUCUGAUUAUAUACAUAGAUGUGGUCGAAUAGGAAGAGUCGGAACUUUAGAAAAAUGUUUUGUUACAAACUAUAUUUCGGGUCGUAGUGAAAUAUCAACGGUACAGAGAAUUGAGCAUGCAGCUCGAACAGGUGGAUAUCUACCAAAUGUUGAUGCAAAUAUCACACAAAUAAUUGAACAAAAAAUAUUAAAGGAACUAGGCGAUAUUGAUGAAAGUACAUUUUAAAACGUACACUGUUAAUUUAUAAAAAUUUGUAAAAUAAAAUUUUUUAU
This is a messenger RNA of Condylostylus longicornis, 1595 nucleotides long. It is a transcript of the gene Dbp21E2, whose product is annotated as probable ATP-dependent RNA helicase DDX28. The record is from RefSeq and is a predicted model, not a curated record. The coding region runs from base 46 to 1548 and encodes 500 amino acids. NCBI's taxonomy places the organism in Eukaryota, Metazoa, Arthropoda, Insecta, Diptera, Dolichopodidae. The transcript is spliced from 2 exons. Gene Ontology annotation, molecular function: nucleic acid binding; ATP binding.